GCGGCUUCGUCUCCUCUCCUCCUCCGGCGACGCGAUCGAGAAGCGGCGCCGGAUUUUGCCGCCGGCGACGCGCGGCUGAGGGGGCGGCGGGAAGGGGGUGGGGGUGGGGAGGAGGGAUUCCGCAACCCCGCGCCCAUGGCAGGAAGUAAUCCACCACCCAAACCAUGGGAACGUGCUGGAACUUCAUCUGGUCCAGCGCCUUUCAAGCCCCCAUCCGGGGGUAGCACUAGUGAUAUCGUCGAAGCUUCUGGCACAGCAAAACCUGGGGAAGUUGUUUCUGCCGCAGAGAGCAAUGUUGCUUCCAAUGUGAACAGCACCAUCUCUAGGCCUGUGCCCCCACGGCCUUGGCAGCAGCAAGGAUACGGAAAUUCUUAUGGAGGUUAUGGCUCCAGUAUGUAUAGUUCGCUUGGUGGGUUUGGUGGACCUUAUAGUAGCGGCGGACUUUACGGAAAUAACAUGUAUUCAAGUUAUGGAGGAGGUUAUGGGGGUAUGUAUGGAAGUUCUGGAAUGUACGGUGGGUCCAUGUAUAAUAGCGGGAUGGGAGGUCCCUAUGGUGGCUAUGGUAUGGGCAUGGGUGCUUACAACCAAGGUCCAAAUUCAUUUGGGCCACCAGCACCACCCCCUGGUUUUUGGAUGUCCUUCCUGCGAGUGAUGCAUGGUGUUGUGAAUUUUUGUGGGCGAGUUGCUUUCCUUUUUAGCCAGAACACACAGGCAUUCCACAUGUUUAUCUCAGCUCUUUUGCAGCUAUGUGAUCGGACUGGAAUGCUUUAUGGUGAACUUGCGAGGUUCGUUCUACGCUUGCUUGGGAUCAAAACAAAAGCAAAGAAGGGUGGGGUUCAGGGCGCAGAAACUUCUUCGUUUGAAGGUCCAGGGCAUCAUUUUGCUGAGGCACCAAAAGCUAACAACUCCUGGGACAGUGUCUGGACUGAUGAUGGUAGUGGGAAGCCUCCUCCCUUCCCUUUCUCUCGCUUCUCCCCUAACAAAUCUCCACGUCUCCCCCCCUAUCUUUGUCUUCAUGUGCAGAAACUCAAAGAUCUCUCUCCCUCACCUAUAUUACCUGCACCAACACCACUGACCACUCCCUCCUCCUGUUCUUGCUCCUUCCUCCCAGUGUCUCUCAAGAGCGGUGCAGGGUUCACAAGGCAGGAGAAAAUGGGGGAGAUCACCAAUGUCAUGGAGUACCAGGCCAUCGCGAAGCAGAAGCUUCCGAAGAUGAUCUACGACUACUACGCCUCUGGAGCUGAGGAUGAGUGGACUCUCAAGGAGAACAGGGAGGCAUUCUCCAGGAUCUUGUUUCGUCCCCGCAUCCUGAUCGAUGUCUCAAAGAUCGACAUGUCCGCAACUGUUCUUGGGUUCAAGAUAUCAAUGCCCAUAAUGAUUGCUCCCAGUGCCAUGCAGAAGAUGGCUCACCCUGACGGAGAGUAUGCAACAGCCAGGGCAGCUUCAGCAGCAGGAACUAUAAUGACACUGUCAUCUUGGGCUACUUCAAGUGUUGAGGAGGUCGCCUCAACUGGACCAGGAAUCCGUUUCUUCCAGCUAUACGUGUACAAGGACAGGAAUGUGGUUGAGCAGCUUGUCAGAAGAGCCGAGAGAGCUGGGUUCAAGGCGAUCGCACUGACCGUGGACACUCCGCGACUGGGACGCAGGGAAGCUGACAUCAAGAACAGGUUCGUUCUGCCACCAUACUUGACACUGAAGAAUUUCGAAGGCCUGGACCUCGCAGAGAUGGACAAGAGCAACGAUUCCGGGCUGGCCUCCUACGUCGCCGGGCAGAUCGAUCGCACGCUCAGCUGGAAGGAUGUGAAGUGGCUGCAGAGCAUCACGUCGCUGCCGAUCCUCGUCAAGGGCGUCAUCACCGCGGAGGAUGCGAGGCUGGCCGUGCACUCCGGCGCGGCGGGGAUCAUCGUGUCGAACCACGGCGCGCGGCAGCUGGACUACGUCCCGGCGACCAUCAGCGCCCUGGAGGAGGUGGUCACGGCGGCGGCGGGGCGCAUCCCGGUGUACCUCGACGGCGGCGUCCGCCGCGGCACCGACGUCUUCAAGGCGCUCGCCCUCGGCGCCGCCGGCGUCUUCAUCGGGAGGCCGGUGGUGUUCGCGCUGGCGGCGGAGGGGGAGGCCGGGGUGAGGAACGUGCUGCGGAUGAUGCGGGAGGAGUUCGAGCUCACCAUGGCGCUCAGCGGAUGCACCUCGCUCGCCGACAUCACCCGCGCCCACAUCUACACCGACGCCGACCGCCUCGCCCGCCCCUUCCCCAGGUUGUGAGGACCUCGCCGCCGCCGCCGCCGGCGAACUCUAGCCAAACAAUAAACAAUAUCGACGACGCCAGAGAGCACGCCGAUUAAUUAAUUAGGUAAUUUUUGCAAAAGAAUCUCGUCGAUCCACACGCGCGCAAGCAACACACGUACUCCGUGCACCCCUCGUAACUGGGUCGUUCAUGCUCUUAAUCCCAACGAUUAAUUAUACUGGUAUAAUCUUUGUAAUUUCGAGUACUGUACACCUAUUUGGCAUCUGUAUAUCUCGCCUUAAGAUAUUUACGGAACCGGUUUAUAUACUCCUUUAAUUUUUAAUUAACGGAGUUCAACAUAUAUAUAAGUUACUUCAUGAAA
Messenger RNA from Oryza sativa Japonica Group (Japanese rice), 2606 nucleotides. NCBI's taxonomy places the organism in Eukaryota, Viridiplantae, Streptophyta, Magnoliopsida, Poales, Poaceae. The record is from RefSeq and is a predicted model, not a curated record.